AUGCGUACCUUCUUGAAUCUCGCCGUAGUCGUGGCAACACUGACAGCUGUACAAGGAAAAUUGAUCACCUUCGUCCAAAGGCCAAUGAACAUGUCUGUGGAGCCAACGACUCCCUUCAACGCUACGAACCCUCCAGUGCAAUGUGAAUUGCUGAUCGAUGACUUCCGUUCCGGAAACGGUUCUCGACCAUUAACAGGCCCUGCUGGUGCAGAUCGUAUAUACGAUCUCCUAGGUGGUGAUUAUGGAGGCGUUGGACUUGCCGGCACUCCUCCAAUCAUUAUCAACAACGGAACAGGAAAAAUCGUUCCGUUACCCGUCCCGGUUCAAUAUUUCUUUGCCAAGUUUGAUCCUUUUGCUUGUUUCAACUCGACAGCAUACACACACGUGUCUAUGGACUUUAUCUUCCCCAACAACUCUGACUUCCAAAUCGCCUUUACACAAAAGGCUCCCAACUGUGUUGAUCGAUUACUCGACUCGAGUUAUCACAACCUGACGAGCUUUAUCACGCCUAAUGGAACCCAGCAACACGUAAACAUCCCGUUCUCAGCAUUCAACACUAACGUUAACGGAACUGCAUACGACUGGACCCAUAUAAAGGACUUGACGUUCCUCAACUUUUACCCAGCUAAUGUAACAUAUACCUUUACCCGUAUGUCUUUAAUCAACUUGAAUGACCCCGUCUGUGCUAAAAACUUGACUGGAUUAUCAACCAAUGGGACUAAUACUACGACAACAAAUACGACCAAUACUGCAAACUCGACCACCGCUGCAGCGAAAUCAGGAGCUGGACAUCUGAUUGCUAAUGCUGGUGGUAUGGGAGUGUUUAUGCUUGCUAUGUUUAACUUGAUUGCUUAA
This is a messenger RNA of Synchytrium microbalum, 855 nucleotides long. RefSeq lists its product as uncharacterized. Bases 1 to 855 code for a protein of 284 amino acids. NCBI's taxonomy places the organism in Eukaryota, Fungi, Chytridiomycota, Chytridiomycetes, Synchytriales, Synchytriaceae. The record is from RefSeq and is a predicted model, not a curated record. The transcript is spliced from 6 exons.